This is a messenger RNA of Schizosaccharomyces japonicus yFS275, 3991 nucleotides long. Its product is annotated as inositol-polyphosphate 5-phosphatase. Gene Ontology annotation, molecular function: inositol-1,3,4,5-tetrakisphosphate 5-phosphatase activity; inositol-4,5,6-triphosphate 5-phosphatase activity; phosphatase activity. NCBI's taxonomy places the organism in Eukaryota, Fungi, Ascomycota, Schizosaccharomycetes, Schizosaccharomycetales, Schizosaccharomycetaceae. Gene Ontology annotation, cellular component: cytoplasm. Gene Ontology annotation, biological process: phosphatidylinositol metabolic process; phosphatidylinositol dephosphorylation; phosphatidylinositol-3-phosphate biosynthetic process. The record is from RefSeq and is a predicted model, not a curated record. The coding region runs from base 421 to 3567 and encodes 1048 amino acids. The transcript has a single exon.
CUAACCUCGUUUUUUCUUUUCUAAUUAUUGUAACGUUUACAUUGUUUUCUGUUAUUGUCGUUCCCAUUAAUUUCUUAUACAAACUUUACACCCAAGCUUUCCUUUCUUUAAAACUUCACACAUCCCAAAUUCAUAUCUCUUUCAAUUCUGUCGUUAAAUCAGCAGGAAGUACUAGCUUGUUCUCUUCCUCCAUUUAUUAGUUGGCACCAACCAGCUUGACAGGUGUUCCACUCGGACUGACUUAAAUAUUAGUAUACUGUGGUAAUUUAGUUAUUAAUUGUAACAGAACAUCGUCCGUUGGUAGAAAACUUUUCUUUUCCCGUCUUGCUGCUGAAAGCUCAUUCGUUUGUUGACAUUUUGUCUCGAUUUACGUUAAGCUCGUUUAGGGGCAUAUUUAUCUACUUUAGGUAAUUUAAAAGGAUGCAAUGCUGGUUGCGAGAACAACCAAGGGCUCUUGCGUUGACAAACCAGUGUAAUGUGCUGCUUUUCCAUUCUGUACCCAAAAAACAGAACCUGACUGCGGCGGUUGCACUAGCAGAGUAUCUUCCGCAGAAGGAACACACACUCGAUGGUUUUAGAAAACUCACUAGCCGUCCGCUUUAUGGCACACUCGGUCUGAUCGACUUUGACGGUGCCAUCUUCUUAUGUGUUAUAAGCGGCGUUUCAGAAGUUGCUCGCGUCCGAGAGGGCGAAAGCGUGCGCAAAAUUAUGGACGUAGGCUUCUAUUGCCUGAACAAGUCUGAUUGGGAUCAUGUUCGACAAGAAAGUUACACACUCGAUACUCCUGAAAAUUAUGAAAAUGAGUCAAUGUAUGAGUCCGCUCAUUCCGCCUCUACUCCUUACUCGAGUUUACGAAAGCUUUUGACAGAUGGGACAUUUUAUUUCUCCCAGUCCUUUGAUUUGACAUCAAAAAUGCAGUUGAGAGCAUCACAGUCAACGACAGAUCCAGUUUAUGACUCUAUGCAUGAGCAAUUCAUGUGGAAUAAGUUCAUGUUAGAGCAAUUGCUUCGAUUUAGAGCUCAUCUGAACUCGGAAGAGCGUACUUCGUUUGAUAAAAGUUGCUUUCUUACUUGCAUUAUUCGCGGUUAUGCCUCCACUGCCAAUAUCAAUCUUGGCUUUCAAGUGGUAAACUUGACCCUUAUUUCUCGACUGUCUUCCCUUCGUGCCGGAACACGAUUCCUUGCGCGUGGUAUUGACGAUGAUGGUAACGUUGCCAAUUUUGUCGAGACAGAGACAAUAAUAACGAGCAAGAACUGGUGUGCAAGUUUCGUUCAACUACGUGGAAGCAUUCCCAUUUUCUGGGAACAGGAGGGCAUGCAAAUGUUUGGCCAAAAGAUCGACAUUACUCGACCCGUGGAAGCAACGACGGUGGCUUUCGAAAAACAUGUGUCGGACAUCAUUGAAGAGUAUGGUCCCUUGCACAUAGUUAACCUUCUCGGAACGCCGUCGGGUGAACGUAGCUUAACUGAGCGUUUACGUUUGCAUGUUGAGCUUUCCCGUGAAAAACCCUUAAUUCAUCUCACUGAGUUCGAUUAUCAUUCACAAGUAAAGUCAUUUGAACAUGCAAACAAGAUUCGCCCUCUUGUAUUUGAGGAUGCCGCCGCAUUUGGAUUUUAUUUCGAAGAUGCUAACCAUAAUACUCUUAAAACGCAAGAUGGUGUUUUUCGAACAAAUUGUCUAGACUGUUUGGACAGAACCAAUGUAAUUCAGAACAUUCUGUCUAGAAUUAUUCUUGAAAAUAUUCUUGUUAUGGCUCGCCAAAAUGCUGGAUCGGAAAUGUGGCAGAUUCAUUCUACAAUAUGGGCCAACAAUGGUGACGCGCUUUCGCGUAUCUAUACCGGAACCGGUGCUCUUAAAUCAAGCUUUACUAGAAAGGGAAAGCUGAGUUUGGCAGGUGCUCUAAAUGACUUGUCAAAGAGUGUUGGCCGUAUGUACAUCAACAACUUUCAGGAUAAGGGUCGGCAAGAAACUAUCGAUACGUUGCUUGGAAAAAUUGUCAACCAGCAUCCAGUUAUUCUUUAUGACCCAAUUCAUGAAUAUGUGAAUUCUGCGUUGCAAAAGCAUGCAAACGAGUUCUCUUCGCAAAAAGAGAUUCACGUCUUUGUCGGUUCAUACAAUCUUAACGGUUGCACUGCUACGAGUAAACUAGAGCCGUGGCUGUUCCCAAACAACGAGCCUAUGGCCGAUAUUUACGUUAUUGGUUUCCAAGAAAUCGUUGAACUUACACCUCAACAAGUUAUCAGUGCAGAUCCAGCGAAACGUGUGGAAUGGGAGAAAUGUGUACAGGACGUGCUCGACAGCCAUGCAGAAGAAGGCGAAAAGUAUGUGCUUGUACGUUCUGGCCAGUUAGUUGGAACUGCUCUACUUUUCUUUGCUAAAGAAAAACAUCUGAACAGCAUCCGAAACUUGGAAGGGACUGUUAAGAAAACUGGUCUGGGAGGCGUUUCUGGCAACAAAGGUGCCGUCGCAAUUCGUUUUGAUUUCGAUGAUACUGCUAUAUGUUUCGUAACCUCUCAUCUCGCAGCCGGUUACACCAAUUACGACGAAAGAAACCAUGAUUAUCAUACUAUCUCACAUGGACUUCGAUUCAAACGUGGACGUUCGAUUUUCAACCAUGACUAUGUUCUUUGGUUUGGUGACUUUAAUUAUCGGAUAUCUCUUACCUACGAGGAAGUUGUUCAGUGUAUUCAACAAGGAAAGCUCGAGUAUCUUUUCGACAGUGACCAAUUGAACACGCAAAUGCUCAUGGGUGCUGUGUUCCCUUUCUUUUCAGAACAAACCAUUACAUUCCCACCAACGUACAAAUUUGACAUUCAAAGCGACACUUAUGAUACGUCUGACAAACACAGAGUACCUGCUUGGACAGACCGUAUCCUGUUCCGAGGAGAGGUGAUUCCCGAGACGUACGGAUGCUGUCCCCUUUAUGCCUCAGAUCAUCGACCUAUUUACGGUACAUUCAGAAUGAAAAUUACAAAAACGGAUAAGGCGAAGAAAAAGAAAAUGUUCAAUGACUUUUACACCUCUAGAAAACAAGCUAUUCAUGAGAAUGAUCGUACUUCGCUGAACUUAAUUGACCUUGGUAUGCCGGUUUCAGCCGAGAGACGCUCUUAUCACAAUACACAAAGCCUAGACAAGCUCAAGAAACCAAGUAAUGAGAAGGGAAAAUGGUGGCUUGAUGACGGGUUUUCGGCAAAGUCGCAUGUAAAAGCUCCCAAAUCGGGUUAUGUUUUAAACCCUUCUCGUGCUGAUAAUCCUUUUGAACAGUCAACAAUUCCAGAAUGGAUUGAUCCGAAAAAUCCAGAAACACAAAAGCCCGUUGCACCGAAUCCAUCCUUCGCUUUGCCUCGCAAACCACUAAAGCCAUCGAAGCCGGACUAUCUUAGUGCUGCACCGAUUAAGCCAAUCCUUCCUCUUCGACCUCAACGAAGUGAUUCACCAUUUCUUCAACAAGCCAACUCCACUCCGAAUAAUCCGUCUCGUGCCACAAGUGUCCUGUCUACAGGAAGCUCAGAUCUUCUGGAGACGUCUCCAGAACAAGACAACAUCCCUUGGAAGCCGCUAUUUUAAUUCAACACCCCAUACAAGGUGAAAGUUAUAUUAUAAUGUCCAUUUUUGGGAUUUUAUGUCAUUGCUGUGAAAGGUCUGAGCCAAAGAAUGCUCGGUUCUUUUCGGAAACUUGGAUGAUCUACUACUAGACAAAAAAGCCGUUACACCGAUGAAGGUACAACCUUUAACAAUUUUGAUGAGCCGCAAUUAUUGGUAUUAUCAUAAUGAAAGCCCCAAGUUUAGUUGGAGAAUUUACGCAUCAACUUGGCAAUAAUGUGCAGAGCGAAGACACUGCCAAUGAAACCAACACUGAGAACCAUGACGACAACGGGGUCACUGAAUGUUAGCUUUAAUCUUUAACAAUGAACAUAGAAUAUCAUAUCGAACGUACACCUUGAAACCAGAAGUUUCAUCUGUAUACAGCUUCAACAUAGUAGGGGUCGAG